Molecule: messenger RNA, 470 nt
Organism: Acanthoscelides obtectus
Lineage: Eukaryota; Metazoa; Arthropoda; Insecta; Coleoptera; Chrysomelidae
Source: the annotation of a GenBank genome assembly
UCUUAAACCACCAUGAUAUGGGUUAGCUCAUGUCAAUCAUUUUGACUGUAAAUCAAGCUGAGACUCGUCGCAAAAUUCAUCAAGUCUAAACAAAAAUGAAGUUCUCCAAGCUGAGCGCCAAUUUUCUGAUAGAAAGAAAUUUGAAGGACGAGAAAUAUAUAACCGUAUAUGACCAAUACACUCCCGACUAUACAAGACAAGCAGUUACUGGAAAAUUUUAUUCGAAAUUCGAACUCAAAGUUGACGAGGCAGAUCCUGCUAUAUUGAAAAAACUGGAAUGGGUGAAAGAUUUUGGACCGAGACAGAAGCGCGAAUGGCCAGAGACGAUGAAUCAAUGGUACGGUUGGUACCUUGAACCCCUGGUACCAGUGGACAAGAGCAACAAAAUGUUAUACUACCCGCAAGCCAGCAGCGAGUUGACAAAAGUUGGUCUGCAACUGUUGAAGGAGAAAACGAAAAAGAAACAGUGA